GUGUGUGUUGUUCCGUGGGGCGUGACGGGGUCGGAACUGAGCUGUGUACCACUGCCCAAACACACACGCACAACACAAAACAAGACAACACAACAAGAAUACAACACAAACCAACGCAUGAAGAUGGAGACGCUGUGAACAGUUUGAAGCUCAUCUCUCAGGUAUGGGGGCUGCUCCCAGCACGUCUAAUGCAGGAACUGGAGGGAGCUGCCAAGACCAUGACCAGCAACCAAUAAUUGAGAAUGAUGACAUUAAGAGGCGGAACUCCAGCAGGAGAUGCAGCUCAGGAGAGACGGUUCCCUGUCCGACCUGCCAGGGCACUGGACGUAUACGCAGAGGUCAGGAGAGCAAGCUGGUGGCUGUCAUCCCCUGUAAUGACCAGAGGCUGAAGCCUAGACACACGAAGUUAUAUGUUGCUGUGUCUGUUGGUGUGUGCCUGCUGGUCAGUGCCCUGGUGCUGUUCUUCUUCUUUCCUCGUGCUGUCCUGCUGUCUCCAGUAGCUGUCAAGUCAUCCUUUGUUUACUUCACCAAGAACAACAUCCUUAUUAACAUCACGCAUGUGUUGAACAUCACCAACAACAACUUUGCGACGGUGCAGACCUAUAAUCUGUCAGUGCAGGCCCUCACCUUUGACACGGUGGUGGGAUCAGUGUCUAUUAAGAACGUCACCUCUGUCAAACCUCUGUCCACCACAACGUACUCGUUCGUGAUCCCCAUCCAGCUCUCGGACCCUGGUUUGAAUAACUACUGUAAGAAAGCUUCCCUGCCUGUCCACAUCCUGUAUCUGCAUAUGCAGACUUCAGGAAGUUACUUCAAUUGGAUUUGGCUGCAACACAGUUUACCCCUGAAACUCCUAAAGUGUGUUAGGGACUCAAACACUUCACCCACCCCUCCAUCGGCAUAGUGGAUGUCGAUGAUAGUUUACUACCUGGCCCACUAUGAGCAGCUCUCCCUGGAGACGUACGAGUACAUCGACUGUGGAGCAAACAGUACCAUACCACAUCAGGUGCAGCGCCCUCCACCCUGAUGGAUGGAACACACGAACAAACACUGAGGACAUCCUGUUUUUUUCCAUGAACUCUGAUGCUAAAAUGUAUAUUGUACCAGGAUGUUGUUAGUGUUCAUCCUGGAUUGAAGAAGCCUGGAAUCUGAGCAAUGUUUUCAGGUCUAACCCUCUUUAGGUUGAUUAUACUUACAAUGAAGUGUGGUGCCCAAUUAGACCCUGGUGCGGAUCAAACAACCACACUGAGACGGCGUGAAAUGAGGAUCAGAGUCUGGUGUUGGUCGUCUGUGGACUGAAUGCAAAUUGACCAAUCUCAGUAUGUUAUGGUUUUAGCAUGAAUUUAAAAACUAUACUGUUAAUGAAUCCAUUUGCUGUUUAUAAACUGUUGGGGAAGCAAACUCUGCUUACACAGAUAAAAUAUGUUUAUGUGAAUAAUUUGGUAAUAACACAUAUGUGUGUAAACCAUAGACUUCAUAUAAAUAUGGGUUACGUUAGCUCCCAAAAGUGAAGUCAAAAUAUCUGUAUUGUCCCCUGGUGGCUGGCUCCAGCAUACUGUAGGUCAAAACCCUGCCUGUUCAAGUGUUCAUGUUUCUGAUGAGUUUGGUUAUUUGAUGCUUUAUGAAUGGGAUGAAAUGUCACAAUUGACAGCUGAGACUGACUUGUUAUCAGUCCAGUUUGUGUGUUGGCGAUUUAUAGCAGCGCUCCACGCCACAAUCACAACUGCACGAACUCUGACUCCAAAUGAUGUCACCACUACAAGAUGGCAGCACCAUUAUUGUUACAAGUUAUUUUUUGAUGAGCUGCGUGACACCAGCGUGACACCAGAAAGCAAACAGAAAGCAUUACAUUUUCCCAUGUAAGUUCUGAUGGUAUAACUUCAUAUUUACUACUCUUUAAAAAGAGUCAGUGUAAACACAAACCAGACCGAAACUCUAAUAAAACAAUGUGCAGAAAAUCA
Molecule: messenger RNA, 1961 nt
Organism: Hippoglossus stenolepis (Pacific halibut)
Lineage: Eukaryota; Metazoa; Chordata; Actinopteri; Pleuronectiformes; Pleuronectidae
Product: transmembrane protein 106B
Exons: 9
Coding region: 164-904 (246 amino acids)
Source: RefSeq, a predicted model, not a curated record